Messenger RNA from Serpula lacrymans var. lacrymans S7.9, 282 nucleotides. RefSeq lists its product as uncharacterized. The record is from RefSeq and is a predicted model, not a curated record. The coding region runs from base 1 to 282 and encodes 93 amino acids. NCBI's taxonomy places the organism in Eukaryota, Fungi, Basidiomycota, Agaricomycetes, Boletales, Serpulaceae. The transcript has a single exon.
AUGGCUGGUAUAGAUCAGAGCGUAGCCUCGAGGUUUGCAAUGUGCGUCAGGUGUGUUCAAAAGCCUGACUCGAGCUGUUCACGAUUGGGUCUAGAUCGUGGUGUUCAUUCCCUUUCCCCUGCCUCAAGUGGGCCUCGAGGGAUUCACUCGUGGCAGAGAGAUUGCAGCGAUAACGUCAUGAAAUGGAAGCCAACAGUGAUAUCUGUUUCGCUACUUAGCCCCAGAUCUUCCAUCACGGAAGGGGAGACUACAGCGGUUACAAUGUAUUCAACGGCUAACUGA